Trematosphaeria pertusa is the source of this 2184-nucleotide messenger RNA. Its product is annotated as P-loop containing nucleoside triphosphate hydrolase protein. The transcript is spliced from 7 exons. Bases 1 to 2184 code for a protein of 727 amino acids. Gene Ontology annotation, molecular function: ATP hydrolysis activity; ATP binding. The record is from RefSeq and is a predicted model, not a curated record. Lineage: Eukaryota; Fungi; Ascomycota; Dothideomycetes; Pleosporales; Trematosphaeriaceae.
AUGGAGUCCGACGGCGUCCUCACUAACACAACGACGCAGUCGACGAGUCCCGAAUGGGAGGGCAUAUCAGCCGCCGAAGGGAACUUGGAGGAUGGGCCUAAGCCGGCAGCGAACAAGCGCAUCAGAUUCCGCGUCCAAUAUGUCAGCAAAGAAAACGAGGUGCUUCACCAGUAUGAAACAUCGGGACCAAACCUAGAGGAAGAGACCGUUGCCUCAGGUCCGAAGCCAGCCUUCGAAGUUGUCACCACGUUCAAGUCCAACAAGAAGGCGGCCAUCCAAGAGAACGAGAAAGACACGGAGCAACGCUACACGUCAGCCGCACCAUCGCGCAGUAUGCGCAUCCUGUCUGGAGCAAUCGCGCAUGCUCUUCGUUCAGUCGUCCAAUUCUAUCCCAGUCAGGAUCUUGCGAGCGAUAUCAUUAAGAUCGACUACCCCUAUGCGGUUCUCGUGCAUCACUACGACGAGUUGGUGGAGUAUAGAGAAAGAGUUAGCGUAGACUCGCCCGAAGAGCUCUGUCACCGAGAGAAGGACGCAUACGAGGAUCUGUGUGUCCUUCUAGAAUUCCUCGAUGAGCAUAUCAUGCCGGCGGUGGAAGAAGAACGGGCCAGGAACCGACGCGGGUACGUGAGCUAUGAAGGGUUUUGGAUAAACUUGAAGCCCGGAAACACCAUUGUUGCACAUGCGGGAACCUCGAAUGAAUACUACGCAGGAGUAGUGCACUCUCUCUCUGGGGGCCACUUUGUAACACCAGCGACUACCUGGCAGCUCUACUACUGGUCCCUGGAUUACGAUGGCAGCGUAAUUGGUCGCCGAAAAUGGAGCAUGUCGUUUACCAAGUGGGAAGGAGAGGUAGUCGAGAAGACGAGGUCCGUGGACCUGAGGACCCGGCCCCGCGAAGAGGACGUGGAGACGAUAAUCGAGCAAGGGAAGUUGUACUGGGGUCUUCUUAAGAAACAGUGCAAGUACUUCAAGGGCAAAACAAAAGAAUUCCCACACACCGAAGUUGACGGUCUUGUGAUGGUGGACAUAGACGAACUAUACGGUGCAAACGACCGCUUCAUUCCGCAGUUGAUGGACACCGAUGUUGACAAUCGCGCCUCAAUCCCCGGUUGCAGUUGCACAGUUUGUAGUCGCAGAAGAGCCCCAAAUGCGAACAGUAGUGGGGUGCUCUUCGAAAACAUCUAUCCCAAACUAGCCACCGACCUGAAAGACGAUCAGCUUUUUCUGCUCCCAAAGAAUAUGUGGGCCUAUGUGUUCAAAACACGGCAUUGGGAGCUUCUUCCGGUUGGGGGGUUCACUCAACCAGACUUUGAGGAGGAGCUUAUCGAUAACUUGGUGAUGGAAGAAAAGAGAUUGAAGACGCUCAAGGCCCUAGCGAAAAGCUUUGCUCGCGUCAAUCAAUUCGGGGAAGGGCUGAAGGAAGAGCACUGGUCAGCAGACUUUGUCAAGGGAAAGGGGAACGGCCUGAUAUUCCUCUUACAUGGAAAGCCGGGAGUGGGUAAGACAUGCACGGCCGAGUGCAUUGCCGCCUAUACCAGCCGACCUCUCAUGGUGUUGACCAGCAGCGACAUCGGUACCAAUCCGGUUGAGGUAGAAAUGAAUCUAACCAUGCACUUCAAGCGAGCUAGGCGGUGGGGCUCGGUACUGCUGAUCGACGAAGCAGACGUAUUUAUGGAGCGCCGGUCGACAGCGGACCUAACGCGCAACAGUCUCGUGGCCGGGUUCCUGCGUGCUUUGGAAUUCUACGAAGGUAUCCUCUUCCUAACGACGAACCGCGUGGGCUUCUUCGACGACGCAUUCAUCUCGAGAAUCCACGUCCAGCUCUACUACCCAGACUUUGACGAUGUCAGCAGGCGGAAAGUGUGGCAAACAUUCAUUGACAAGCUGGAGAAAGAGCGGGGAGAUUACGUGAGGCUGAACGCAAUCGCGAAAGAGUAUCUCGAUGGUAGCGAGUUGAGGGCCGUUAAAUGGAACGGCCGAGAGAUUAGAAACGCGUUCCAAACGGCAGUCGCACUUGCAGAGUAUGAGGCGAAGAAAGAUUCAGAGGGAAAGAUCCUUCUGACGGAUGAGCACUUGAAGUCAGUGGUGGAGAUGUCCAAGGACUUCAAGGACUAUCUAGACAAGCUUCAUCGCGGUGAUGAAGGAAAGCGUGCCGCGCGGAGAUUCGAGAGAUUGGAUGAAUAG